This is a messenger RNA of Mangifera indica (mango), 1314 nucleotides long. RefSeq lists its product as uncharacterized. The transcript is spliced from 3 exons. NCBI's taxonomy places the organism in Eukaryota, Viridiplantae, Streptophyta, Magnoliopsida, Sapindales, Anacardiaceae. Gene Ontology annotation, cellular component: chloroplast. The record is from RefSeq and is a predicted model, not a curated record. Bases 41 to 1021 code for a protein of 326 amino acids.
CCCUGCCGCCACAACAACAAAACUUAACAAUACUCUUGUCAUGGAAGGGACGUCAUUACUCAAACCAAAUGCAAAUCCGUUGUUCUUGUCUAUGACAAGACAAAAUUUUAAUGGCAAGCUUUGGUGCGCAAGAUCUACUAUUUUUUCCCCGAAUAACAAAUUCGUUGGCCUUAACGCGAAAAGAUUUUCGAAAAUUAGUUUACUUUCAAAAGGCAAAAUAUAUAUUGCCAUUGCCCUGCCGUCAGACUUUGGACCGCAUUUGAUGAACUCAAGUUCAAAAGAGAUUAAUCAUCAAAAUGAUGUGCUAAAAACCAUCUCCAAGUGGUUCAGAAUUGGUGCGGUAGUGAUUUUGCAAUCUUUAUUAUUAAUGAUACUUUUAUACGGUCGUGAUUUGGCACUCGCUCGUUCGGGCGGUGUGAUGGGCGGACAUUCGUUUUCAUCGAACUCGUUCGGAUCGUCGGCGUCAAGAAGUUCAAGCUGUGGUUCUUCAUCUUCAAGAAGUGGUUCAUCAUCAUCAAGAAGAUCAAGAAGUGGUUCAUCAUCAAGAAACGUUUCAUCAUCAUCAUCAUCAUCAAGAAUUUCAAUCGGCGGUCCAUCACCAUCAUACAGAAGUUCAAGCAGUGGUUCAUCAUCAUCACCAUCAGCAACAGUGCCAUAUCAAUAUUCAACUCAGCAAACGGAAAAUUCUGCUAUCCUAUGGACAUUGCUGUUCAUAGCCAUAAUUAUGUUUGUUCCUUCAAUGGCAAGGGACGCUCACAGUAGACUUCCUACUCGACUAACAGUUACCAAACUAGAGGUGGGGUAUUCAGUCACCGGACCAAGCCUUCAACACGGUCUUAAUCGGAUUGCAGCAACUGCAGACGCAUCUGAUUCCCGUGGAUGGAUUUAUAUACUGAAUCAUUUUAUAGUUUUUAAUCUGAACCGCAGAAACUUUACUUCGGCAUUCUCAGGAUUGGGUAUCCUUUUAUUCAUUUAUAAGUGUGGAUAUGUUCUCCAAGAUAUUUGCCAUUUUUUCACUUGAAUUUGUAGUCUGAGAUAAUUUUCUUGAUCAAGUAAUUGGGGUACAUUGACAUUCAGGAUAAUAAUUUUAUGGGCAAAUGUUUAUACAUACAAAAUUACAUGCAUCAUAUGUAAUAUUUGUAAUAUUGUUUACAGGUGGAUGUGAAAAAGAACUUAGUAGAUACAGAAAAGUGCUUCAGGGAACUUUCUAUUGAAGAACGAGCAAAUUUUGAUGAAGAGACUCUGGUUAAUCUAAACAAAAUGAAAAAGAACACCAUAACUACUGAAGUAGUCGAUCAAUCCAAAUUUACGUAU